Molecule: messenger RNA, 650 nt
Organism: Nicotiana tabacum (common tobacco)
Lineage: Eukaryota; Viridiplantae; Streptophyta; Magnoliopsida; Solanales; Solanaceae
Source: RefSeq, a predicted model, not a curated record
UUCUCUUACUUUUUAUUUUUUUAGAAAUUAUCUUCAGUUUAUUUGAUUUUCCCUAAUUAUUAUUUUGCUUUCCUAUGUCCAUAUUUUCUUGCUUUUGGAAAAACUUGAGAAGCCAGAGAGAGGAAGACAUGGCGGCAAGGAGCAUCACAUACAUUACUGGCUCUCAGCUUCUCUCUCUUAAACGCCGUCCUAACAUCGCCAUCGUCGACGUCAGGGAUGAUGAGAGGAGCUACGAUGGUCACAUAGCUGGCUCACUUCACUUUGCUAGCGAUACUUUUCGUGAUAAAAUUCCCAGCCUUAUUCAAGCUGCUAAUGGCAAAGAUACCCUUGUUUUUCACUGUGCUCUUAGCCAGUGUUUGCAUCACAUUGGCAUGAGAUGAUUUAAAUGGAGUAGUGUGGUCGGUGAGGAUUCAUAUAGUCCGACCCAACUUGUUUGGGAUUGAGGAUAGUUAUUGUUGCUUGAUCACUCUACAGUUCCUUUUGGGUUCUGACUUAUCUGCUGUUGAUACAUUUCUUUAUGGAACUGCUAAUGGCAUCUUGAACUUAUCCCAGACUAAUCUUAGUUUCUAAUCUAUAUUGUGGUUAUUUGUCAACUCUCUUGGCAUUUCUUUUGCCAGAUUCAGUUUUUGGUUAAAGAGUGUUUCUGCACA